AGUAUUUGAAAGUCUCUAUUCUAAUGAGUCGUAUAGGCCAGUCCUAUAGGCCAGUGGCCUUGGGACUUCCAAAUGCCCUGUCCUCAGCCCUGCAGCAUUUAAGUGCCCUAGAGCCUAGCCCCCAUCGUCAAGGACGUCCAAAGUUUCCUUCCAAGGAUGCCCUGCCAACUGACUUUCUCUUUAGAAAAAAGAUCAGGAAACUGAGUCAGGAUGCCUGGUUCCUUGAUGUGUGCUCUCAAAGUCUCUCCCCUUCUCUGAUCUCAGGCAGUGCUGCCCACUCCCCUCCACCCUAAACUGAUGGAAGGCUGGCCCGGGGGGAAUCUCUGGGGUCCCUUGCAGAUUCUAGGACUCAGAGGGUUAAUUCUCAGAAGGCACUGAUUUCCUGUCUCAACCCCAGCAUUAUAUGUACACACAGAUCGAUAGAUUUGGAUUAAUCACAUUUUUUGGCUUUAAUACCUGUUAUCUUUCAUCCAUGUCAUUUCAUUAGUUUAUUGAGUAAUAUAAUGAACACCAGUAAAUGUCCCUCCCAAACCAAGAACUAGAAUACCACCAGCCACACAUCACAUGGGCUCCUCUCCCCUCUCCUCUCCCCAUCUGCCCUCAGAAAUAGCCACUAUUUGAAUUUCGUGUUUAGCAUUUCCUUGCUUUUUUUUCCCUUGCUUUAUCACAUGUUUAUGAUCACUUUGCCUGCUUUUGAACUUUAUUUUUAAAAAGGAUCUCAGGCUAUGUGGUCUUCUGCAACUUGCUUUCCUUGACUUAGCAUUACAUUUAUAAGAUUGAUCUAUGUUGUUGCAUGUAGCUGUGGUUCAUUCAUUUUUGUUGCAAUAUAAUGUCCAGUUGUCUGAAUGGACCACAGCAUAUUUAUCCAUUCUUCUGCCAUUGGAUAUUUGGAUUGUCACCAGAUUUUUGCUAAUUUGAACAUUGGUUUGAAUAUUCUUACACAUACCCCCGUUGCACAUCUGCAAGAGUGUCUCUUGGGUAUAUAUCUGGGAGAGGAACUGCUGGGUGAUACAGCAUGCAAAUGUUCAAUUUUAUAAGAUACUGCCAAUUUUCUCCCCCUAAAGUGUCUAUUCCAGUUUAUGCUCCCACCACCAGUCUAUGAGAGUUCCUGUUACCCAUCCUCAACACUAGUAUCAAGUGCACUGGUCAUUACUCUGUUAGAGACCCUACAAUGGCUACGGAAGUGACGACCCAACUGGGGGAACAUCCACUGAUGAGUCCAAGGCCUGAGCUGAAACCUGAGAAGAAGUCAGGACACAGGCCAAGAAGCCACAGGGACGGCGGGCCACAGAGACAACUGAUGAUCCCAGGGAUCGUGGAUCUUGAGCUGAUCCGAGAGGCACUGAGGACCCCCAAGCCCCAAACCCCAGGUGCCUACCGCUUCGGCCGUCUCAGCCACCAUUCCUUCUUCUCCCGGCACCAUCCGCACCCCCAGCACGUGACCCACAUCCAAGAUCUCACUGGGAAGCCUGUGUGUGUCGUCAGGGACGGAUUCUCUCUGGCUGCCUCUCCUCAAGCCACACUCUUAUCUCGCUAUCUGAUCAGGAUGCCCACCAUCUCUGUCCCCAUUGGAGACCCACAGUCCAAUCGAGACCCUCGGCUUCCUUCUGAGGCCUGGAGGAAGGAGUUGAAAGACCUGGCUUCCCGGGUGGCCGUCUUCACCAAGGAGAAUGAGCUGAAGAACAAGAAGAAGGAGGAGCCUCAGCGGGAGCAGGGAGCAAAGUACUCAGCAGAGACUGGUAGGCUCAUCCCUGCUUCCACCCGGGCGAUGGCCCGCCGCCAUUCCUGCCAGGGCCUACGAAACCACCCUUCGAGCAGAGAUGGAGGAGUCCAGACCUUCAUCCUGCAGGAUCAGGAGUUGCUGAUCCUAGAGCUCCUUUCUCAAAUCCUGCAAACAGACUCCUUGAAUGCUAUCCAGUUCUGGCUACUCUACGCUCCCCCCAAGGAGAAAGACAUGGCACUAGGGCUCCUGCAGACAGCAGUGGCACAGCUCCUUCCCCAGCCCCUACUCUCCAUCUCAGCAGAAAAACUCCUGAACCAGCUCCAGGAAGUUCAAGAACUAUCACAAGAGAGGCAACAGCUACCCUACAGCCAAUCCCCGAAGAAGACGAAGACACCACCUCUAUCAAACAGCGAAAAACCAGAGAACAUCGGGAAAGUACAAGUUCUCCGCAUGCACUCAAGCCAGAACCCAGAGAAGGCAUCAAAGCCAAAGGCAGAGGGCUAAGGAGUUCGCGUCCCUCUUCCCGUCUUGCUCAAGAGAAGCCCCUGAGUUCGAAGAUUCAACCCCGACCUCCUCAACAGCAAUACCUGUUUUCCUAUCACAUGAAGCCUAUUAAAACACUGUCUUCCCCUUAAGAGGACAGUUCUGCUCUCCUAUCAGAACUGGGUAGUUUGCUCCAGGAGAGGGGGUGAGCUGUACCAAAUCACCCUGACUCCCUUGGAAAAGGCCCCCCACAUGGGGCUUCCCAGGUUGUUAGGUUCCAAAAGGGUAGGUAUAGAUGGGGCUCUGCUCAUCCUUGAGCCAAGACUCACAGGGCUCUGGGUAGAUUAGAGCAGAGGUCAGGAACUCACAGGCCACUUUAGAAAACUACCCAAUGACUGAGUUCCUACCAGGCACUGAGGCAGGACUUGGGUAAUAGCCAAUGAUGAACAUUACAUGACUUGUACCUACUUUAUAUGUGGUACUAUAUUUGAUGCCCUUAAAAGCAGUAUGAAACAAUCACUUCCAUUUUAUAGAUGAAUAAACUGAGUGAGGCUCAGAAA
Molecule: messenger RNA, 2766 nt
Organism: Camelus dromedarius (Arabian camel)
Lineage: Eukaryota; Metazoa; Chordata; Mammalia; Artiodactyla; Camelidae
Gene: TBATA
Product: thymus, brain and testes associated
Exons: 9
Coding region: 1172-2227 (351 amino acids)
Source: RefSeq, a predicted model, not a curated record